AUGUCUCUGUUGCUGCCAGUGCUGCUGCUGUUGUUAGGCAGUGAGUGGGUUCAGGGCCAGCAGAGCCAGGCUACGGACAAAUACAGUCUACAGGUGGAGAAGCUCGUGACGGUGCAGGAGGGUCUCUGUGUCCUGGUGCCUUGCUCUUUCUCCUCCCCCAAGAGCGCGUGGCCUAACUCUAUGGUUUAUGGAUACUGGUUUACAAGAGGGACCAACACGGACAAAGGUCACCCGGUGGCCACGAACAACAAAUAUAAGGCAGUGCGACCUAGGACCAAGGAACGAUUCCAGCUUGUGGGGGAUCCCGGAAAACAGGACUGUUCCUUGAUGAUCCGAGAUGUUCAGAGGGAAGACAGCAUGGGGUACUUCUUCCGACUGGAGAAAAGCUUUGAUAAGUAUAAUUUCCUGGAUGGAUUCAUUCUGCAAGUGGAAGGCCUGACUCAGAAGCCAGAUAUCUUCAUCCCUGCGACCCUAGAGCCGGGACAGCCCGUGAAAGUGCUCUGUGUGUUUAACUGGGCCUUUGAGGGGUGCUCAGCCCCUUCCUUCUCCUGGAGGGGGGCUGCAGCCUCCUCCCAAGGAGGCACACCAUCCACCUCCUACUUCUCAGUGCUGACCUUCACCCCAGAACCUCAGCACCAUAACGAUGAGCUCACCUGUCAGGUGGACUUCCCCAGACUGGGUGUGAGCACCCAGAAGACCGUCAGGAUGAACAUGGCCUAUGCCCCUAAAGAUCUUGUGAUCAGCAUCUUCCAAGGCACUAUGUCAGGUACCAAGGAAUCCCAAGGAAACAUCUCACAUCUGGAAGAUCUGAAAGUCCAUCAAGGCCAGGCCCUGAGGCUCCUCUGUGCUGCUGCCAGCGAGCCCCCUGCCACCCUGAGCUGGGUCCUGGAGGACCGAGUUCUCUCAUGGUCUAGCCCUUUGGGAUCCAGAACCCUGUGGCUGGAGCUCCCUGAGGUGAAGGCUGAGGACUCAGGACGCUAUACCUGCCAAGCUGAGAACAGGCUGGGCUUCCAGCAGCGCACCCUGAACCUCUCUGUGCUGUAUGCUCCAGAGGACCCAAGAGUGAUGGUUUUCCAAGCAAAUCGGACAGUGCUGGAAAUCCUCAGGAAUGGCACUUCCCUCCCAGUCCUGGAGGGCCAGAGCCUGCGCCUGGUCUGUGUCACCCGCAGCAACCCCCCAGCCAGACUGAGCUGGACCUUGGAGUCACAGACCCUGGACCCCACCCUUUCUCCAGACCCUGGGGUCCUUGAGCUGCCUCUGGUCCAGUGGGAGCAUGCAGGGAAAUUCACAUGCAGUGCGCAGAACUCGCUGGGUGCCCAGUACAUCUCUCUGAGCCUCUCUGUGCAUUACCCCCCACAGAUGCCAGCACCCUCCUGCUCCUGGGAGGCCGAGGGUCUGCUCUGCAGUUGCUCCUCCAGGGCCUGGCCGGCCCCCUCCCUGCACUGGCAGCUGGGGGAGGAGCUGCUGAAGGGGAACAGCAGCAAUGACUCCAUCACGGUCACCUCAAGCACCAUGGGACCUUGGGCCAACAGCUCCCUGAGCCUCCACAUGGGGUUCAGUGCCAGCUUUGGGCUCAGCUGUGAGGCCCAGAAUGCCCAUGGAGUCCAGAGAGCCACUGUCCUCUUGCUGCCUGACAGCAGACCAAGCUCCACAGCAUUCACUAGUGGUGUAUUUCUUGGCAUCGGAGUCAUGGCUCUGCUCACCCUCUGCCUCAUCAUGAUCCUUAUGAAGAUGCUAUGGAAGAAAAAGACUCAGGAGCAGACCUCCAGGCCCAAGAUCCUACGGGGCAGCACAAUCCUGGACUACAUCAACGUGGUCCCUAAGACCAGAUCCCUGAAUCGGAAUCGGAAGGCCAAGCCCAGCCCUCCUCCCAGGACCCCUCCUAUAGGCACCCACUGCCCUGAAUCAAAGCAGAAGAAGAACGAGCCACAUCUUGUUUCUCCUGGUUACCCAGAGUCCAAGUCACCCACCCAAGCCCCAGCCUCCGAGAAUGAGAACGACCCAGAAGAACUACAUUACGCUCACCUCCACUUCCCCUGCCUCAGAACACAGGACACCCAGGCCGAGUAUGCAGAAGUCAGAUUCCACUGAGGGUCUCCUGGGGUUUAGGACUGGAACCUUGGCUGGGGAGAAAGGUGGGGCAAUAAAGAGGUUCAGAGAACAGGA
Messenger RNA from Jaculus jaculus (lesser Egyptian jerboa), 2166 nucleotides. Its product is annotated as sialic acid-binding Ig-like lectin 10. Gene Ontology annotation, biological process: cell adhesion. Gene Ontology annotation, molecular function: sialic acid binding. The transcript has 10 exons. Lineage: Eukaryota; Metazoa; Chordata; Mammalia; Rodentia; Dipodidae. Bases 1 to 2091 code for a protein of 696 amino acids. The record is from RefSeq and is a predicted model, not a curated record. Gene Ontology annotation, cellular component: plasma membrane.